This is a messenger RNA of Cladocopium goreaui, 714 nucleotides long. Lineage: Eukaryota; Dinophyceae; Suessiales; Symbiodiniaceae. The record is from the annotation of a GenBank genome assembly.
AUGGCGCCUCUGCGAUUCGAAGGCUUUGAGGCCUUCCGGGAGAUCUUCAGCUUGACCGAGCGGCCGCAGAAAGCGCAAACACCCGUGGAGCCGCCGGAGGAGGAGCUGGAGCUUUGGCCGGCAGAAGUGCAGGAAUCAGCAUUGGUGCCAAUCCAGGAUGCUGUGCCAGAAGGUCGAUCCUCACCCCGGCCAUGGGAACCGGCAAGAGUCAGGAAGCUGAAGAGCGCCUACGGAGUCACAGGUGCUAUGCCCAGUGCUUCGCCCAGAAGGUUGCCCGAGGAGCCACGGGAGCCGAAAUGGGUCUCGCGCCCAGUUUCCCGGGCAACGGAGCGUGCACCCGCGCCCAUGCCGGCGAAACCGCUCUGCGCGGCGGUGCGCCCUGCCACCGCAGCCGGAUGCCUCCGUCCCUGGAUGCCCACGGGGAGCACCAAAGUGGAGCCGCUGCAAAGCUUUGGGCGAUACUUGUCUCCCACCAAGGAGCUUCUCGACGCUUUGUCAGGUCUUGCAAGUCCGCAUUGCCCUCGAGACGCGUGGAGGCAGACAAACUCCAAGGUGACGCGUACCGGGGUGCCGUCAGUCUGUACCUCCAGAUUGUCCAGGCCCACAAGGCCUUACUCCGCUCCACUGGGUGUGCCUCGCAGGAGAAGUCGAAAGCAGGCCCUAAACCGCCCUGGUUCACCACGCCCGAGCCCGCCCAGUGUGCCGGUGCGGUGA